AAGAAAAUUCAUUCUGUCCAAAUCAUAAUACUAGCUAUAUUCCUCAUUGUACUAUUACAUUGUAAGCACAUACUACAACUACUAGUUAUACAGCCUCCAUGACCAAAUUCCAAUUGUAACAAAUUCUUAAAAGAUUAUUAAUUCAUUUCCAUAACUUCUCCCAAUAUUAAACAUCUUACUAUAAUAAUAAAUUACCUCAAAAUUUCAAAGUCUAUACUUCAAUAUCUUCCGGUCAACUAUACCACCAAACUAAUAAUCAAAAUUCUCACAUACUAAACCGAAUCAGCCAAAUCCAUUUCUGGGUUUUGAUCUUCAUACAUCAAUCUCAAAUGGGUCGGAAGCCAAAUGAUUCCGAACCCACGCGUUAUGCCACUAUGAUCCUUCUUUUAAUGGGUCUUGUUUCUUGUACUGCCGUGUACAUUUUCAUGUCGGCGGUUAUGAGACCUGCCGGAAGUUCUGUGGUUGAGCGGUUAGCGGCGGAGGAAGGUGAAUUUAGCGGUGGCGGUGGUGGUGAAGGGGAGGGUGAAUGUUGUAGUGGGAUCGAAAGUUUUGAGCUUUGGGGAGCUGCUGUGAAGUGGGGUUCUGAUUUUAAGGUUAAUAGUUCUAAAGAAUGUUGUAAGGCUUGUAAGGCUAUGUGUACGGGUAAUCAUGGACCUUGUCUUUGUGAUACGUGGGUUUUUUGUGGAAAUAAAAAGUUUUGUGGUGACAAAUUUGGUGAGUGCUGGUUGAAGAAGCAGAAAGAUACUUUGGCUCCUGAUAGACAGGAAGCAGGAAACAAGGUUAUGUGGACGUCCGGCAUUGUUUUUGGAAAAGGAGAGGGAAUUGUCGCCUUGGAAACAGAAUUCGGUGCUAUUCACGUCAAGCUUUUGCCAGAAUGUUCCCCACGCUCAGUUUUUAACAUUUUGGAGUUGUUGGGGUUGCGCCACUGUGCUGGUUGCCAAUUUUUUCGUGCAGAAAUUCGCGGACAAAUUUGGGAUACACAUGGAGAUCACAUAAAAGAUGCUUCUUUUGGCCCUCCAUAUGCUUUAGUACAAGGAACUCUUGAUGCUCAAGGAGUAGCAUUCGAGUCAGUUCCCAGUGAAUCCUGUCCAGAAAUAAGACGAGGUUCAGUUGCAUGGGUUGGUUCUGGUCCUGAAUUCUUUAUAAGCUUAGCGAACCAUCAAGAAUGGAAAAAGUCGUACACUGUUUUUGGCUAUGUGCUGCCGGAGGACAUGGAAAUUGUGGAGAAAAUAGCUCAGCUCCCCACAAAAUUAGAUGUCUGGAGCGGAGUUAACGUGACAGUCUUGGAGAACCCUGUACCUCUGAGGGUCCGACGAAUCAAGUCCAACAAUGAUGACCUAAACCUUAGCAGUUAGUACUUAAACAAGUUGUAUGAUUUCCAAUUUGGCACACUACUGCUAUUUGGAAAGAAGAAAUAACACAUUGUAUUCAUUGCCUCUUGGACUUGACUAGUAUGAGAGAUUGCACAACUUUAUCUUUUAACUGGCUUAAGUUGAAUUGACUAUUGAUUGGUUUUCAAAACCAAUCCCAUAUUUUGUA
Messenger RNA from Nicotiana attenuata, 1539 nucleotides. RefSeq lists its product as uncharacterized. Gene Ontology annotation, biological process: protein peptidyl-prolyl isomerization. The coding region runs from base 330 to 1355 and encodes 341 amino acids. The record is from RefSeq and is a predicted model, not a curated record. The transcript is spliced from 5 exons. NCBI's taxonomy places the organism in Eukaryota, Viridiplantae, Streptophyta, Magnoliopsida, Solanales, Solanaceae. Gene Ontology annotation, molecular function: peptidyl-prolyl cis-trans isomerase activity.